CCCCCUUCACCUUGGCUGUUUUUUCAAGAACAAUAGAACGAUUUGAUUUUCUCAUCAUCAGCCAAGAUGACUCUAGUACGAUCGUAUCAAUUUCAGUACCAGCCCCUAUGCAGUGAGCCGCCACCGCCGUAUACACCAUCCCAAACCCCCUCAUACACCCCACAGCCACCACCUCCCGGCAAGCACCACCACACACUCGCAACCUCAAUUCCCCCCUUCUUGUCCUGUGAACAGACACCCCCACAUCUGUUCCGCUCGAGCAUCUCCAGAUACGGCCGUUACCUCACCACCCUUCGCCAUAGCGUCAACAGCACCACCUACCUUUACCGCCUCUGUCCACGCUCACCAGCCAACAGCAAACCCAGGAUCUACGCCGUCAAGAUCAUUCCCUCAUCCUCUCAGCCCCUUCCCUCUACUCAGUCGUUCAAGAACAACGCAAUAAACAGCACUACCAUCAAUCACCCCAACAUCCUCCUCCCAUUCCUACCUGCAAUCAUCGACGAUGCGGGCAAUCACCACCUGAUCACCCCCUACUGCACAGGAGGUACUCUCCAUGAGCUGGUCGCAACCACAAUGCAGCUCCCUCCUGCAGAAGCAAAUUGCUUCUUCAAACAACUCCUCCGAGGGGUCGCGUAUCUUCACAACCACCCAAGCCUCCAAUCUUACCUCGAACAAACUCACAACGCACCCCCAUGGACGAGCUUAACUCUCAACCCGCAGGACAUCCUCCUAGCCGGAGAAGGAACCGUGCGAAUCAAAGUCUGUACUACAACCCCUCACUUCCACGCAGCGAGCAGCAGUCCAUACUAUGCGCCAGAGGUAUACCGCGUCCCCAACGACAACACCAAUAUCAACGAAAACAACCCCAAAGCCCUCGACGCCUGGGCCCUGGGCAUGAUCUACCUAUUCAUGCGCACGGGCCGUCCAGCCUGGACCGUGGCCCAGGCGGAGGAGGAUCGGAUUUAUGCCCGGUAUGCAAGGGAAAGAGCGCAGGAGGGGGGCUUUGCCUUGAUCGAGGAUUUGGGGCCUGAACCAUGUCGAAACGUUAUCUACGCCAUGUUAGAUCCCAGGCCCCUUCGUCGGCUGACGGUUCAUCAAGCCUCGCGGUCAGAGUGGAUAUACGGAGUUGCAAUCUGUGAAGCAGGUGAAGAGGGCGACGUGUUCCGAGACGAUGGUCAGUGUAAGAAGAGGGAGGGGGAAGGCAUUUUACAGUACUAGCUGAAGUUAUAUUCCGUAGUAACCCAUAGUUCUUGUUGAUCGUUCCGUAAACCAAGCCACCGAGUCAGAAAGCGAUCACGUACAAGCCUGCCUACCUACUACAUGACAUGCGAAUGCCGCACAGUACGAUAAACCCCCACGAAGCUCCUGACCAUCCCCAUAUGUUAAGUCAACCUCACAAACCUCCCCAGAGCACAAACACACACACACACAUAUUCUUUCUCUGUCUACCCCCGACACACCAAAACCCCCAACCUCCUCAUCAGACCUAUCUCUUCCUUCGGGAUUUGAACCAGUCCCAAAAUUCUCAUCCCCCCUCCCCUC
Aspergillus aculeatus ATCC 16872 is the source of this 1542-nucleotide messenger RNA. RefSeq lists its product as uncharacterized. The transcript is spliced from 2 exons. Gene Ontology annotation, biological process: intracellular monoatomic cation homeostasis; intracellular signal transduction; protein phosphorylation. Gene Ontology annotation, molecular function: protein serine/threonine kinase activity; ATP binding. The record is from RefSeq and is a predicted model, not a curated record. The coding region runs from base 67 to 1218 and encodes 383 amino acids. NCBI's taxonomy places the organism in Eukaryota, Fungi, Ascomycota, Eurotiomycetes, Eurotiales, Aspergillaceae.